Limulus polyphemus (Atlantic horseshoe crab) is the source of this 652-nucleotide messenger RNA. RefSeq names its product BMP-binding endothelial regulator protein-like. NCBI's taxonomy places the organism in Eukaryota, Metazoa, Arthropoda, Merostomata, Xiphosura, Limulidae. Gene Ontology annotation, cellular component: extracellular matrix. Bases 16 to 321 code for a protein of 101 amino acids. Gene Ontology annotation, biological process: blood vessel development; regulation of angiogenesis. The transcript is spliced from 2 exons. The record is from RefSeq and is a predicted model, not a curated record.
UCCAGGUCGUGCCUAAUGGAUGUAUGUGAAUGUUCAAAUGAACGCAAGUGUUACUGUCAAGCCGUGCAAGCAUAUGCUCGAGAAUGCGAGCGUCAGAAGGCCAAUAUUGACUUAAACUGGAGAGCAUUGACAGGCUGUGAAAAUGCACACUGUCCUAAAGGGGCAGUUUUUACAACGUGUGGGCCCCCGUGUAAACUGACAUGUCGGAAUUACAAAAGGAAAAAACCCUGCCAGAGACGCUGCAGACCAGGAUGUCAAUGUCCAGAUGGAACAGUUUACCAAAAACAUCAGUGCAUACCAGUAGAAAAGUGCCACUUGUAAUACCUUAGUGUUUUUCUUUUUUUUCUUCAAAACUUGGUGUCCUUAUCUAUAAGAGAUCGUUUUGAGUGUGAUAGUGGCGCUUCUGUGCGGUCAAAUUAGUUUUAAACCAAACUGGUUUGGGCUGGUUUUUGUCCGCAUUACGAACUCCUUAACUUAAAGCAUUGUUCUAAGUAUAUGUUUAGCCUAACUUAGAGUGACGAUUGUAUCAACGAACAUGGUCAAGUUACGAUACAAUACCCAUCAAAACGUAGAAAGAAAACAGUUUUUCUGUGUAAUGAUUUUUUGUACUUAUCAUCACCACCUGGUGUCGUAUCUUUAAAUAACUCUAUUA